AUGCCGUUCGGUGAAACGAUUGCUGUGAUUGACAAGUCUGGACAGGUGGUUAGCACGAGCAAACACCUGUUCGGCGUCUUCAGCCAUGCAAAAAACGCCUACCGCGAGCGCAAAGCUCAAGUCCAAUCCGAGCGAAAUGCGAAGAUUGCGGAGAGGAUCGCGGAACGGGAAGCACUGAAGGCAUUGCAGAACUAUACUAUUGAUGAUGCCCCGUCAGUAGCUUCAUCGCGGAGAAGUCGGUCGCGACAUCAUCAUCAUUCGGGUCGAAGCCACUAUGACCGCCCCCGCGGCGAAUCAAUCUAUGAGCAGGACCUCCAUUCUUCCGCAUCUCGUGCAAGGUCCCGUGCAAGGUCUCACUAUGAACCUCCAACUGAUAUGGUCCGCCGUCACACUCACCAUGAUAUCAUGGUGCGAGAAACGGAAGCUCGCCCCCUUGCCACUCGCUCUAAAUCCGAUGCGCAUGUGGAUAUGGAUCUGGCCUAUGGCGAGUUCAAUCCGGAUGCUAUAGCCCCGCGAGAAUCUCAAGACCAAUUCGAUGAUCCCGAGCUGGGUGGCCUUGUGAAAAAGGCCCAGUGGUUACUGGAGGAAGCCAACUGCGUGCAGCACACAGCGACAGCUACAAUCGACCACCUUCAGAAGAAUCCGGAUGCCAUGGCAGCGGUGGCGCUUACUCUCGCAGAAAUCAGCAACGUCGCUGGCAAGAUGGCGCCAUCUGCGCUCACGAUGUUAAAGACCUCAGCGCCAGUGAUCUGGGGCUUGCUCGCCAGCCCACAGUUCCUGAUUGCUGCCGGAGUCGGUCUCACAGCCACAAUCGUCAUGUUUGGCGGCUACAAGAUCGUCAAGCAGCUGCAACAACCUUCAGCCGUCGCGCGCGAACCGGCACAGUUCGAUCCGCAAUCUGGCCCACAACAAAUGGACGAGAUGAUAGAAUUCAACACCGAGUGCCUCAGUUCCGUGGAGAUGUGGCGCAGAGGCGUGGCAGACGCCGAAGCCGAGAGCGUCGCAACCUCCGUGGACGGAGAGUUCAUUACCCCCAGGGCUGCCGCGAUGUCCGGCAUCGAUAUCACCACUGCCCGAAUGUCUCGAGACCCGCGCUUUAAGUUCGACGAUGACGAGUCCGUCGCAUCUUCCCGUCGGUCCCACCGUUCCCGCCCUCCUCGAUCUACGCACACUCACAGCCGCGCUCCCACCAAAGUGGAUACAAGGGUGGAAUCUAAAUCGAUCUUCUCGAGGCACACAAAAGCACCCCCGUCUAAAGCUCCAUCCAAGGCCCCUUCGCGGGCACCUUCGAGAGCUCCAUCCUCCGCUGAAUCCCGUCACUCAGAAAAGGACAAGAGCAAGAAACCCAAGGAAAAAGUCAAGCGGUCCAGUCGGCUUCGCCUCAUGUUCACAGCUUGA
Messenger RNA from Aspergillus mulundensis, 1398 nucleotides. RefSeq lists its product as uncharacterized. The coding region runs from base 1 to 1398 and encodes 465 amino acids. Lineage: Eukaryota; Fungi; Ascomycota; Eurotiomycetes; Eurotiales; Aspergillaceae. The transcript is spliced from 2 exons. The record is from RefSeq and is a predicted model, not a curated record.